Molecule: messenger RNA, 525 nt
Organism: Fimicolochytrium jonesii
Lineage: Eukaryota; Fungi; Chytridiomycota; Chytridiomycetes; Spizellomycetales; Powellomycetaceae
Exons: 1
Source: RefSeq, a predicted model, not a curated record
CUCGCCGCACCCACCCCGCAAGCCUGCUUCAUCUCCACCAAAUCCGCCCUCCCCGCCGAAGUCGCCUCUUCCAUCCCCGCCCUCGCCCGCACCAUCCGCUGCUCCACAACCACCUUCCUCCAAACAUCCCCCACAAAAAUCCCCGACCUCAUCUCGGGAUCCACCUCCUUCUCAUCCAUCGAUUUCCGCAACUCCGCCCUCGACCCGCUCGGGUUCGCGUUGGCUAACUUCGCCGUCAACGACCCCAAAACCGCGAACUUGGCAACCCUGACCGAGAAACUGAACGUCUACCUCGCCUUCGAAGCCGCCCUCCGCUCCUCCGGCGCGAGCACCAGCGCAUUGACAAAGGCCAAGGUCCCCAAAUUCUUCCUGCAGUUCCAGCUGGCGAGGGUCGAGGUGGCGCAGACCGGGAAGACCGCCGUCGCCGGCGGCGUCGAGCAUCAGAGGGCAAAGGUUAGCAAAAAUGCGGCCGCCAUCAGGGCUUCGCAGGCCGAGCUGAAGGAGUUGGCUGCUAUCAAGGCGUAG